Molecule: messenger RNA, 1390 nt
Organism: Trifolium pratense (red clover)
Lineage: Eukaryota; Viridiplantae; Streptophyta; Magnoliopsida; Fabales; Fabaceae
Exons: 10
Coding region: 48-1064 (338 amino acids)
Biological process (GO): secondary metabolic process
Cellular component (GO): cytoplasm
Molecular function (GO): hydrolase activity; carboxy-lyase activity
Source: RefSeq, a predicted model, not a curated record
UUUAUUUUAAGAAAUUGGGUGGGUAAUUUAUGAACACAUAACAUGAAAUGGCGCUAAGAUUGAGUAUGACUGUACUUUCUUCAUUCUCUGUUGUAUCUCCAAAUCAUUGUUUCAGAUUCAGAACCUUUGCUACUACAAAUCCAAUUACAAUGUCGCUCAGUGAAAACCCUUCAACUUCUUCAACCUCUAAAAUCAUUGAUUCUCAUCUACAUGUCUGGGCUUCCCCUCAAGAGGCUAGUAAAUUUCCUUAUUCUCCUGGACAAGAACCCAAUUUACCAGGACAUGUUGAUUUUCUACUCCAGUGUAUGGAGGAAGCAGGAGUAGAUGGUGCACUCAUUGUGCAACCGAUUAAUCAUAAAUUUGAUCAUAGUUAUGUCACAAGUGUUUUGAAGAAAUAUCCGACCAAAUUUAUUGGUUGUUGUCUUGCUAAUCCUGCUGAUGAUGGAGGCGGGCUUAAGCAGUUUGAACAUCUUGUUCUUGAGGAAGGAUACCGUGCUGUUAGAUUCAACCCUUAUUUGUGGCCAUCCGGUGAAAAGAUGACAAAUGAAAUAGGGAAGGCGAUUUUCAAAAGGGCUGGUGAACUCAACGUACCAGUUGGCUUCAUGUGUAUGAAGGGGCUUGAUCUACAUAUUUCUGAAAUUGAGCAAUUAUGCACAGAGUUUCCAUCAACAGUUGUAUUGCUUGAUCAUUUGGCCUUCUGCAAACCACCAUUAAAUGAUGCGGAAAGUCUUGUAUUUUCCAAGCUUUUAAAUCUAUCUAGAUUCCCACAAGUAUAUGUAAAAUUUAGUGCACUCUUCAGAGUAUCAAGGACAAAAUUUCCUUAUCUGGAUUUGUCUCCUCAUUUGUCCGAAGUUGUCUCUAGCUUUGGUGCUAACCAUGUAAUAUGGGGCAGUGAUUUUCCAUUUGUUGUUCCUGAAUGUGGAUACAAAGGAGCUAAAGAAGCAGUGCAUCUUAUUACUAAUCAGAUUCCUCUUCCUUCAUCUGAUUUGGAGUGGAUCAUGGGCAAGACUGCUGCACAACUGUUCCAUAGCCAAUUGAGUUCUGCUAAACAAGAUUUUCUUUGAGAGUGAGAAUUAUGCCUCAAGGUUGAGCCUUACAAACAUUUUUUGCUUAUGUUUGAUUUGACUUUUCUGUUCUCAAUCUUGCAUAUGGUACUGCUUUCACAAACACGCUGCGAAAGCAAACUUAGGCUUAGAUGUUACGUAUUAUUGUAUGUCAAAUUCAACAUAAACAAAUUGCGUCACAUAACAUCUGUUUAUGAUGUUAUAUGCUUGCUAUCUAGUGUAAUUUUAAUUGGAUUUGAUUCACAUUCUUUGCAUAUGAUUAUUGUAAAAGAUGUUAUACUUUAAGGAAAAGAUAUUAAAAGAUAUAUAAUACUACAUUCCUCAAA